AUGCCGUCUGCUACAAGCAUCGCAUCUUUCACGCGACAGUUCCGUGUCUUGGUCGUCGGGGGCUCAUACGGUGGCUUGACCGCAGCCCUGACGUUGCUUGACCUAUCUCGCGGUCGAGUAGCCCGUUUCAACUCGACACCAGAUGCACAGCCGCCGCAGAGACAGCUUCCCAUCCAAAUAACUGUCGUGGAUGAACGUGACGGUUUCUAUCACUUAAUUGGAUCUCCUAGAGCCUUGGCAUCUGAAAAUUAUGCAUCGAAGACCUGGACAAAGUUCGAGGACAUUCCGGCCUUGAGGUCCCCGGAUAUUCGAUUUCUGCGCGGUAGUGUGAACUCCGUUGACUGCCAAAGCAAAGUGGCCCGUAUCCUUGACGCCCACACCAAAGAAACACGAAAGGAGAAAUACGACUUCCUGAUUGCUAGUUCAGGACUGCGACGUGUCUUCCCAACCGUCCCCAAGUCUCUUCGCAGGGAUGAGUUUGUGGAAGAAGCCAAGAAGCACGUAGGUGAUAUCUACAAUGCCCAGGAUGGAAUUGUGGUUAUCGGAGGGGGCGCUGUUGGUGUUGAAAUGGCAACUGAGCUCAGACUUCUUCAUCCCAACCGCAAUGUCACGUUGAUCCACUCUCGUGAUCGUGUACUUUCAGCAGAACCUUUGCCGGCUGAAUUCCAGGAGCGUGUGGGAUCCAUUCUGCGUGAAGCAGGCGUGAAGCUCAUUUUUGGACAACGAGUCCGCGACAUCACAGCUAUCGAGACCGAGGGAGAGCGACGUCUCUGGAAACUUGAGCUGGCUGAUGGAAGGACCAUCUAUGCAGGCCAUGUCAUGAACGCCGUUUCCAAAUCUGUUCCCACAACGUCGUACCUACCAGAAGAGGCCCUAACUGAGGAAGGCUACGUCAAGAUCCGCCCAUCCACGCAAUUCCCCAAGAACCUGCAGAACGCCGAUUCCCAUUUUGCCGUCGGUGAUAUGGUUUCCUGGUCAGGAAUCAAACGUUGCGGGGCUGCAAUGCAUAUGGGCUAUCACGCAGCAGUCAAUGCUCAUCAGCUCAUGCUGUCGGAGGAUUCGAACUACAAGCCCGAGUUUAUUAACCUCCAGGAGGUACCUCCCGUCAUGGCGCUCUCCAUGGGCAAGACAGCAGUCACAUAUACCCCGGAUUCGGGAACGAAGGAUGGAGAAGAUGUCCAUGAUGUUAUGUUCGGCGAGGAUAUGGGUUAUAGCAUUUGCUGGAACUACAUGAGAAUGUCUGAACCUUGUCAGGCAUAA
Molecule: messenger RNA, 1260 nt
Organism: Aspergillus costaricaensis CBS 115574
Lineage: Eukaryota; Fungi; Ascomycota; Eurotiomycetes; Eurotiales; Aspergillaceae
Product: putative pyridine nucleotide-disulfide oxidoreductase AMID-like
Exons: 5
Coding region: 1-1260 (419 amino acids)
Cellular component (GO): cytoplasm
Molecular function (GO): electron-transferring-flavoprotein dehydrogenase activity; flavin adenine dinucleotide binding
Source: RefSeq, a predicted model, not a curated record